Molecule: messenger RNA, 749 nt
Organism: Schistosoma curassoni
Lineage: Eukaryota; Metazoa; Platyhelminthes; Trematoda; Strigeidida; Schistosomatidae
Source: the annotation of a GenBank genome assembly
CUUCAAUUAUAGGAGGGACGUCUGAUUUCAGGGUCGUUUGGUUGGAUUGCUGUAAUCAGACCUUACACAGACUUUUUUCUUGUUGACAAAACCAAAUUUAAGACAUAUAACUUCAGUCUAACACUUUUUACGAUUUUUUCUGGCUUGAUGGGACCCUGAGUGUAAAGUCCUUCCACUCAUCAGUAAUUUAAUAAAUCAAUAUUUUUAUUUGAUAAUGCCUGGUUACAAACAAGAAAUGCCUCCUCCCGGAGGUUUCGUUCCAAUUGAUGUCUCAAGAAAAAUGCCAAAAGGCUAUGUACACGGUCUUAUAACACUUGGCGCAUUGUAUACUUCAACAUAUGUGGGCUUUAAAGUUCUCAAACAUAUGAAAGGAAAACAAGCUAAAAUUAAUAGAGAAGACGAAGAAUGUCGAAUCGCCCUUGCUCCUUUCAUUAUAGCUGAACAAGAACGAUUAUACUUGAAACAAUUACGAAAAAAUCGCGAAUACGAACAGAAUUUAAUGGGUGAUGUUGCAGGCUGGAAAAUUGGUCAUUGGUUUGACUACCCAGUUUAUCAUAAUCCUCGAGGUUUAUGGUGUGAUCCGGAUGUGAAUGAGUUUUAUGCUCAUGUUGCUGAUUGCGAUAAAGAUUUGAGGCGUAAAGUGCGAAAUCGUUACUCUUAAGUUGUGCUGGCGGUGGAAGCUUGGAAGCACUUUUUAUUUUUGAAGGACUGAUAAUUUGAAUUGUAGUUAAAUAUGUACUAGAUCAAAU